AUGCGGACGGGAUGCGCAGGCAGCAGCGAGGGCACAGGGCAGGACUUCGGACAGGGCAGGAGCAAAGGCACGGCAGAGGGCAGGGUGGGGUCGGGAGCAGGGGCAGAAGGGAGCUCACGGCCGGCCCCUUCACUGAGCGGUCCGGCCCUGUCGGGGCGGGGCGCGGGGCAGCUUCCUCACGGGGCGCGCCGUGGGGUGCCGCCGGCUGGUCCCGCGCCGUCGGUGCAGAGGGCGGGCCGGGGGGGUCGCUUCGCGCUGUUCGGCGGACGGGAGGAGGGCGGGAAAACAGCAGUGGGGGGAGCCCCGAGGGGGCGGGCGUGUGUGUGUGUUGUGUGUGUGCCCCUGGCCGGGGGUGCGGCACGGCGCUGGUUGCAUGGGCUGCUGCCGGGAUGCGGCGGGAGGGGUAAGGCGGCGCGGCUGAGGCGAGGCGAAGAGAAGAGAAGAGGGGACGGGCGAUGCUCCGCCGUCGCGGCGGCUCCGCGCACGGGAGGACAUAGGAGCGGCGGUGGCGCGCAGAGAGGGACGGCUCUCCGGCCGGCUGGCCGCGACCCCCACCCCGCCGCGAUGGCCACCGAGGUGGUGUGCGGGCUCACCUUCCGGCUGCUCCUGCCCGUGUGUCUGACUGCCGCCUGUGCUUUCCGUUACAAUGGGCUCUCCUUUGUCUACCUCAUCUACCUCCUGCUCAUUCCUCUGUUUCCAGAACCCACAAAAAUAACGAUGCAAGGGCAUACAGGACGAUUAUUAAAAUCUCUGUGUUUCACCAGUCUAUCAUUUCUGCUGCUGCACAUCAUCUUUCAGAUUACAAUAAACAGUCUUGAAGCUGGAAAAACUAUUGAACCUGGUUUUAACUGUUCAACGUGGGAGAAAACAUUAAGGCAGAUUGGUUUUGAAAGUGUGAAAGGAGCAGAUGCUGGCAACGUAAUCAGAAUAUUUGUACCAGAUAUUGGGAUGUCCAUUGCUAGUCUGGCAAUAUGGCUCAUCUGUCGCAACAUAUUUCAGAAGCCAGUAACGGAGGAUGCAGCACAGUGCAACAUGCAAUUUGAAAAUGAGGAAAUGGCUGUAAGAGAAAAGUUAGAGCCAGAUGAUGCUUUGAUGUAUGAAGAAGAUCUGGAUGAUGAAGACUGUGGUGAAGCAGAAUUUGAGGAAACCAUGAAAUUAAAAAUGCUGCGUAGAAUUGCUUUCAUAGCAUCCAAACUGAGGGAGUUUAUUGGCCACAUGAUCAUCACCACUGGAAAAGUUGUUGUUACAAUUUUACUUGGUUCAGCAGGAAUGAUGGUGCCAUCUUUGACCUCAGCUGUGUAUUUCUUUGUAUUUUUGGGCCUGUGCACAUGGUGGUCCUGUUGCCAAGCAUUUGAUCCGCUGAUAUUCAGCUGUCUGUGUGUAUUAAUGGCCAUAUUCAGUGCGGGGCACUUGAUUGGACUUUACCUGUACCAGCUACAGUUCUUUCAGGAGGUUGUUCCACCAAAAGAUUUCUAUGCCAGGUUGUUCGGUGUCACUUCUCUUACUCAGACAAACUGCUCAAGCACUUGGAUGAUCAUCAAAAAUCAAGAGUUACAUUGGUAUCACCAUGCUAAUCCAAUCUUACUGCUGGUGAUGUACUACACCCUCGCAACUCUUAUCCGUCUCUGGCUACAAGAGCCCAUUGUAAGGCAGAUGCCUGAUGAAGAAAAAUCUGUUAGCAGGGAAGAUGACAAAGAAAUAGCCUGCAGCCCAGUUCCAAUGACAGCAGAGAGAAGACGCAGUCUGUGGUAUGCAAGCCACUAUACAACUGAUGAAAGAAAACUUCUGUCAAUGACCCAAGAUGAAUACAAGCCAUCGGAUGUGCUGCUGGUAACAGUGAAUGGGAACCCUGCUGACUAUCAUACCAUCCACCCCGCACUGCCAUUAGAAAACGGUCCAGCCAAAGCAGACAUGUACUCAACACCACAGUACAAAUGGGAGCCUUCAGAUGACGUGUCAGAAAAGGAAGAGGAGGAGGAGGAAGAGGAAGAAGUUACUCAGGAGGAAAAAGAAAAUGUUAAAUUACACGCCUUGGUCUCUGUGUUUCAGUUUAUUAUGAAACAAAGUUAUAUUUGUGCUCUGAUAGCUAUGAUGGCAUGGAGUAUCACAUACCACAGCUGGUUGACUUUUGUGUUACUAAUCUGGUCUUGCACACUGUGGAUGAUUCGGGACCGAAGGAAAUAUGCCAUGAUCAGUUCCCCAUUCAUGGUUUUCUAUGGCAAUUUACUGCUAACGUUGCAGUACAUAUGGAGUAUUGAGCUCAAGAAUGAUGAGCUUCCUCAAGUAUCCGGUUUUUUAGAAAGAAAGGAACCUGGGGAGCUGGCAUCAAAGAUUCUUUUCACAAUUACUUUCUGGCUACUGCUUAGGCAACACCUCACUGAACAGAAAGCACUUCAGCUUAAAGAAGCUACUUUAUCUGAGGUCAAAGUUGGAAGUGAAGAAAAUGAAGAAAAAGAAGAGGAACCGCAAGAGGGAGAAGUGGCAGAAGAACAGGAGGAGGAAAAGGAAGAGGAGGAGGAGGAGGAAGAGGAUGAUGAGGAUGAACAGGAUAUUAUGAAAGUCCUGGGGAAGCUCGUUAUGGCUAUGUUCAUCAAGUACUGGAUUUAUGUCUGUGGGGGCAUGUUCUUCUUUGUCAGCUUUGAGGGUAGAAUUGUCAUGUACAAAAUCAUCUAUAUGGUACUGUUCCUCUUCUGUGUAGCCCUUUAUCAGGUGCACUAUGAAUGGUGGAGAAAGAUUUUAAAGUACUUUUGGAUGUCAGUUGUUGUUUACACAAUGCUGGUGCUUAUCUUCAUCUAUACAUACCAGUUUGAGUCAUUCCCUGGGUUGUGGAAGAACAUGACAGGUCUGGAUGAAAACAAACUAGCAGACCUUGGCUUAAAACAGUUUUCUGUGGCUGAGCUAUUCACACGCAUCUUUAUCCCCACCUCCUUCCUACUGGCGUGUAUUUUACACCUUCACUAUUUCCAUGACCGGUUUCUCCAGCUCACUGAUUUAAAAGCUGUGACCAGCAAACAAGACAACACUAUUUACAGCCAUGCCAAAGUCAAUGGCCGUGUUUAUCUAAUAAUUAAUAGCCUCAAGAAAAAAAUACCAAACCACCAAAAUGAACUGGUGCACCAAGAUGGAAGCCUGCCUGACAUAACUAUGAUGAAUUUAACAGCCAGCAGAGAAAAGGAAGAGGAUAAAAUGCUGGAAGAGGCCGGUGAGAAAAGAAUGGAAGAGUCAGAAGGGGAGGGGGGGAAAGGGAGGGUCGAUAAAGAAAAAGAAGAAAAAGAAGAUGAGGACAAGGAAGAUGAUGAUGAUGAAGAUAACGAAUCAGAAGAAGAAGAAACUACGGACUUAAGGAACAAGUGGCAUCUGGUGAUUGAUCGCCUUACAGUGCUGUUUUUGAAAUUCCUGGAGUAUUUUCAUAAGAUGCAAGUCUUUGUGUGGUGGCUGUUGGAGCUGCACAUCAUCAAAAUAGUUUCCUCUUACAUCAUCUGGGUCACAGUGAAAGAGGUGUCUCUGUUUAACUUUGUGUUUUUAAUUGCCUGGGCUCUUGCUUUGCCAUAUGCUCAGUUUCGCCCAUUGGCAUCAAGUAUCUGCACUGUUUGGACAUGUGUGAUUAUUGUCUGCAAAAUGUUGUACCAGCUCACAUCUAUUGAUCCCAGCACUUUUUCCAGUAACUGUACAUUGCCAGGAGAGAAUGAAACUAAGGUCAAUUUAGAAGAACUCAAAACCUCAGUCCUUUACAGUGGGCCAGUUGAUCCUGCAGAGUGGGUUGGAUUGAGGAAGUCUUAUCCCCUACUUGUGUAUUUACGGAAUAACUUACUGAUGCUGGCUAUUCUGGCUUUUGAAGUUACAAUCUACCGUCAUCAAGAGUACUACAGAUGUCGAAAUAACCUUACCACACCUGUAACUAAAACCAUUUUCCAUGAUAUUACAAGAGCACAUCUGGAUGAUGGACUGGUAAACUGUGUCAAGUAUUUCAUAAACUAUUUCUUCUACAAGUUUGGUUUGGAGACCUGUUUUCUUCUAUCAGUGAAUGUAAUUGGUCAACGAAUGGAUUUUUAUGCCAUGAUUCAUGCCUUCUGGCUGAUUGCUGUAUUGUAUAGACGUAGAAGAAAAGCUAUUGCAGAGAUCUGGCCGAAAUACUGUUGUUUUCUGGCAUGCAUCAUUACCUUCCAGUACUUCCUUUGCAUUGGCAUCCCACCUGCUCCUUGUAAAGACUAUCCAUGGAGAAGUGGUAAUGCCAACUUCAACUCCAACAUCAUAAAGUGGUUAUAUUUUCCAGAUUUCAUUGUGAGACCAAACCCUGUCUUCCUUGUCUAUGAUUUCAUGUUGUUGCUGUGCGCAUCCUUACAAAGGCAGACAUUUGAGGAUGAAAAUAAAGCUGCAGUACGAAUCAUGGCUGGAGACAAUGUGGAAAUUUGCAUGAAUCUUGAUGCAGCAUCCUUUAGCCAGCAUAAUCCUGUUCCUGACUUCAUUCACUGCCGGUAA
Messenger RNA from Neopsephotus bourkii (Bourke's parrot), 4479 nucleotides. RefSeq names its product piezo-type mechanosensitive ion channel component 2-like. The transcript has 28 exons. Gene Ontology annotation, molecular function: mechanosensitive monoatomic ion channel activity; monoatomic cation channel activity. The record is from RefSeq and is a predicted model, not a curated record. Lineage: Eukaryota; Metazoa; Chordata; Aves; Psittaciformes; Psittacidae. The coding region runs from base 1 to 4479 and encodes 1492 amino acids. Gene Ontology annotation, biological process: detection of mechanical stimulus; cellular response to mechanical stimulus; regulation of membrane potential. Gene Ontology annotation, cellular component: plasma membrane.